Messenger RNA from Eucalyptus grandis, 591 nucleotides. RefSeq lists its product as uncharacterized. The record is from RefSeq and is a predicted model, not a curated record. Bases 1 to 591 code for a protein of 196 amino acids. Lineage: Eukaryota; Viridiplantae; Streptophyta; Magnoliopsida; Myrtales; Myrtaceae. The transcript has 3 exons.
AUGGAAGGUAGCAAUUUCAGUCAAACUCAAGGAAGGGGAACAAAGAGAGAUCGACAUGUAUGGACAAUAGAUGAAGAAAAUGCACUUCUAGAUGGUCUUGAAGAAUUAGUUGUGCGAGGAAUGAAAGCCGAUAACGGCUUCAAGAGUGGUUACAUGAUUAUGUUAGAGAAGUGGUUUGAAGAAAAGUUCCCUUAUUCUAACAUCAAGAGUAAUCCUCACAUAGAGUCAAAAAUGAAAAACUUGAAAAAGUUGUAUAAUCAGAUAUAUGACUUGAGGAAUCAAAGUGGCUUUGGAUGGGACCAUGAAAAACAUUGUGUUGAUAUUCAUUUUGAGGAUAGUUGGCAAAAAUAUUGCAAGACCUAUCCAGGAGCUACUUCUUUGAGAGGGAAGUCCUUCCCUCAAUAUGAUCGACUAGCAACCGUAUUUGGAAAAGACCGUGCCAAGGGAAAUCUCAGUGAAGACCCUUCAGAAGCUCAUGCGGCUGUAGAUCAUGAAGGUGAAAAUCAUGAUAAUGUGGCAACCAAUAGUGAGAUGACAGGGAAAGCAUUUGAGGAAUUACUUCUCCAAGAGAUGAGAGAAGAGAAUGAGUGA